AUGGCUCAAUCGUUCUCCCAUGUUGCAACAGCGGCCAACGGGCUGACAACGCUAGGAGUUGUUGACGACGUACGUGUCAAACUGGGCACAACUGGGAUGGCUCUGGAUGUCCGCCAAUGUCCCAAGCCGCCAAAAUGCCCCGCAGUGGAAACUGGUGCUGCCCCGAGCACCGGUGCAAGAUAUUGGGCAUGUCCCAUCUGGAUUAUGCGUGAUCUCGCACACCAGGUGGACAAGGCCCUCGCCGCUGGCCCUCCAAUGUCGGAUCUGAGUAUCCGAGUGAGCCAGCCUGGGGCCCAUUCCAUUGCUCUCGAGCGUGAAUCUCAGGGCCGAGGACGGGUCUGCCUGAGCGAGGAGAACGAAACCUUGGACGGCAUCCGCCUGCUCGAAUGUGUUCAGGUCUUGGUUCUUGUAGCCCACGAUGUUGAAGUUGCUGUCGGCGAGGAAUACAGAGCUGUCUUGCUUACAGUAAUGGACAGGGUUGUGGUCGUCGGAAUCCUGAGGGUGUAUAUGCUAGUCACCGUGGAACCCAAGGGCUCUCCGAUACAGCUGCACGCUGAUGAGAGAGCUUCACCCUCGGAAUAA
This is a messenger RNA of Microdochium trichocladiopsis, 582 nucleotides long. RefSeq lists its product as uncharacterized. Bases 1 to 582 code for a protein of 193 amino acids. NCBI's taxonomy places the organism in Eukaryota, Fungi, Ascomycota, Sordariomycetes, Xylariales, Microdochiaceae. The transcript is spliced from 5 exons. The record is from RefSeq and is a predicted model, not a curated record.